Molecule: messenger RNA, 1716 nt
Organism: Colletotrichum orchidophilum
Lineage: Eukaryota; Fungi; Ascomycota; Sordariomycetes; Glomerellales; Glomerellaceae
Exons: 3
Coding region: 1-1716 (571 amino acids)
Source: RefSeq, a predicted model, not a curated record
AUGUCGUCUUGGAAACUGGCGGCGGCGUUUGCCCUUGUCGGUCUUCGAGCCGUUGGAGCUCAAAACUGUACAUUCGAUUCGAUAACGCCCUCGCGGGACCUCGUUUGGUGCUCUUGCGAGGGCCACUUCUUCUGUGCCAAGCUCGAUGUGAGUUAUCUGUCGCACGGGAUCCCCCCCUUAAUCACUAACUCAAUCUCCCAGGUGCCUCUCGACUAUCAGAACCCGAGUCUUGGUAGAGCUUCUGUUCCCUUGAUCAAGAUUGCCGCCACCGCUGGAUCUCCAGAUGGCCCUUAUCGAGGUGCCAUUCUCAUCAACCCAGGAGGACCGGGCGCAUCGGGCGUUGAGUUGGCGCGGAACAAUGGUACCACGGUCCAAGUCGCAGCCGGUUCCAACUUUGACAUUAUCGGCUUUGAUCCCCGCGGCGUCGGGCUCAGCGAGCCGCGGCCCAACUGCUCGGCAGGCAUCCCGAAACACCAGAGCGGUGCCCUAUCUGGACGAGAUGCCCCGCGGGUCGUGGAUGCUUACUACCAGCAAUUCAUCGACUUUGGCAAGGAGCUCGGCAAGAAGUGUCAGGCUCAGACUGGCGCCGACACUGAAGCUGGCCCUCACAUGACGACCGCGGUCACCGCGCGCGAUAUGCUCAGCAUUGUCGAAGCCUUUUCUGCUUCUCCUGAUGGCAACCGUACGGUGCUGGACUCUAGUAAGCUCAACUACUACGGCGUCAGCUACGGCACCAUGCUCGGUCAGACGUUUGCGUCAAUGUUCCCCGGUAGAGUCGGCCAUGUAGCCAUCGACGGAGUGGUCGAUCCAGCCAACUACCAGGCCAACUUUACUUCGGGUUCUAUCUACCACCUCGACGGCGUUUUAGGGGCGUUUUUCGUGUACUGCCACGCCGCAGGUCCAGAUGUCUGCUCUUUCUACUCAGGAAACACCCCAAAGGACAUUUUUAGUCGAUGGAAUGCUUCAUUCGUACAGCUAGAUCCCCAAAGGGCCGAGGCAAAGGGAUGGGCGAACGCUACUGACAUUGGUUUGGCACUUGUGACACUGAAAGUCAGCAUCCUCAGUGCGGUGGUACAACCACUGGCUGAGUUCAGAAGAAUCUCGGACGUCUUCGUUGCCUUGGAGAAGGCUAUCUCGUCCAGCGCUAUUGCUGCUUGGACAGAGCAGACGAACGCAAUCUACGGCGACCCCAACGUGGGAGGAUACGUGAACCCCGAACAAACCCUUGGAGUUCUGUGUUCUGAUCAGAGCAACGUCUGGUAUGGGAAGUCACUUGAGGAUAUCCAGCCUCUCUUGGACGGGCUUAAGGACAAUAGUAUCGUGGGAGAAGUCUGGUCCAGGGCCAUGCUCGGAUGUCUCGAAUGGCCCAUUAGAUCUAACGACGUCUUCAGAGGCCCGUAUGGAGGCAACACCUCCUACCCGAUGCUGUUCGUAAGCAACACAUUUGAUCCCACGACGCCUAUUGAGAACGCCAUCUUGAAUGCGCCCAAGUACGUGAAUGCUAGGAGAGUCACUAUCGACGGCAUGGGUCACACCACUACUGCCACAAACAACAGGUGUGGUUUUGGUGCCAUUCGGUCUUACUUCCAGGAUACUAUGUGUGGCAAAGAACACUACUGCCCAUUGGAGCUAGGCCCCUUCAAUGUUCAGUUGAAUGGAACGAUCCAGGAAAACCUUGAGACUGCUGGGCUAUCCAACCUGCGCAGCCUUUACUGA